UCUUUUGAUAUUGAACCUAGUGGAAGGCACCUCGGUACAGGUGGACAGGAUGGUAUAGUUCAGAUAUACGACCUUCAGUCAGGAGAGUGGGUGUCUGGGUUUCAAGCUGCAUCUGACACUGUUAACUGUUUCUCUUUCCAUCCAUCCGUGCCAUUGGCUGCAUCAUCUUCCGGAAAUCGUAGAUUUAUCAUGCCUGGUAAUGUUGAGGAUAGCUAUAGCUUAAGAGGUAUCCUUACCCCCAAUAUAUUCGUUAUCCAUGCAUGUUUUUAUUUCUUAUUCAUCUUACUGCUUUUCCUUACUUAUACCUGAUAUUAAUAGGAAGUGCUUUUUUUGGUACUCUUAAUUGUGUAUUGAC
Messenger RNA from Dendrobium catenatum, 355 nucleotides. Its product is annotated as POC1 centriolar protein homolog B-like. The transcript has 3 exons. The record is from RefSeq and is a predicted model, not a curated record. Lineage: Eukaryota; Viridiplantae; Streptophyta; Magnoliopsida; Asparagales; Orchidaceae. Gene Ontology annotation, molecular function: protein binding. The annotation marks the transcript as partial.